Messenger RNA from Mangifera indica (mango), 2448 nucleotides. RefSeq lists its product as uncharacterized. Lineage: Eukaryota; Viridiplantae; Streptophyta; Magnoliopsida; Sapindales; Anacardiaceae. The coding region runs from base 44 to 2155 and encodes 703 amino acids. The transcript has 20 exons. The record is from RefSeq and is a predicted model, not a curated record.
GUACCAGUUAACUUGAUUACUCUAUACAUACGACUAACUGCAAAUGGCAGACACAUGCGACAAAAAUUCUGCCCCUGCUAAUGUUAAAGAGAAAAAAUCACUUCUAGAUGAGGAGAUUGGAAAGGACUUCCUCACCUCCUGGAAGUCAAUGGCAGUGACAGAAGAUGAUGCCAUGGAUUUUAGCUUUGACACAGUUCCAAAUGGAAAGAAAAAAUUCAACUUUGAUCAACUGGAUAUGGAUUUUAAUUUGGAUGGUGACUUUGAUAAGUUAUCAUCAUUUAAAGUGGACAUGCCAGACCUUGAUUUUUCAUGCCCAUCAACAAAGAAUGCAAAAACCAAGGAAAGAGCUGAAGAUGACUGUUCCACUGGAAAUCAUCAACCAAAAAAGGACUUCUUCAACUUCUCUUUUGAUUUCAACGAUGAUGACUUUGUGAAGGAUACAAAAACCCGGGGCAAAGUGGUGGGUAACUCAAAGCCUGUUAUCGGCAAACUACCAGAUGAUGAGCUUUUUUGGCUGAGAAAUGAAAAGAAUGUCAAGAAGCUUGGUUCUACCGGGAAGGAGUUGAACAGUGUGCAAAAUGAGAGUAAACUGGAUGGUGAUUUAAGGCAUCAAGGUGAACAAGUGACAGAACAAGAGCCUGCUAAUCUAGGAAGUCAACAGAAUAUGGGGGAUGACCUUCAUGCCAGUGAUGUCCAAAUUGGGAGUGAAUUGGUGGAUAUUUCAAAGUCAAUUGUCAGAGAGUCAACAGAGGGUGAACAUGGAUUGCUUAGAAGUGAAAACAACAUAAAGAUUCUCAAUGAUGUCAGGGAGGAUGCUGAGUCUGAUGGUGCACAACAUGAGAGCAAAAUUGUUGGAGAUUUAAGGCCAAAAGAUAAACAAGUAGCAGAAGGGGAACCUGUUAAGCAAGGAAGUGAAAAAAGCACUAGGUUACAGGUUGAUCAUUUCCCAACUCAGUACCCUCCAAUCUGGGAGGGUUUCACUACUAAUGAUGAUGUGCAAAUUAAUGACAUAAUGGUUGUUUCAAAGUCACUCUCCAAAGAAUUAAAAGAAAUGGAAUCUGUUUCUCUGGGAAGUGAAAAGAAUGUUAAAUGUCUCAGUCAUAUCAGAGAGGCUAUCAAUGCUAAUGGUGGACAAAAUUGUAGCAAAGUUGGUAAUUCAAGGCCACUGGACAAUGUAGCAAAAACAGGAGAAUCGACUAAGUUAAGAAGUGAAAAGAAUUCAGAGGAGGUUACAAAUGAUGAUGAUGUACAACACUUAAGCAAAGUUGUAAAUAUAAAUCCACAGGAUAAACAAGCAAAAACUGGAGAACUAGUUAAGCCAAAAAGUGAAAAUUACUCAGGUUUUCAUGCAAAUUCGGCUGGUUUACAUCAAAAUCAACUUAAGCUAAGUACUCAAGCAAGUGGAAAUCCAAAAUUUGCCAUUUCAAGCACACACUCUAUCCAAAAUCCGAAGAAUGUUUCUGUUGAAGAGCUUAAAACUGUAAAGAGGACAUCCAAUCUUUCUACCUUGAAAAAUUUGAGGAAUAUAGGAGGAAACAAAGAUAUGCCAAAUUCUACAGUUUUAAGGCAAAUUAGUUUAUCUAGAAACCCGGGACAGACCGUAAAACUUCCAGGAAUUACAAAAUCCACUAUUGGUCAUCUUGUUGGUGGCAUUGAGAAACAAAAUCCUGUAACGCCAUCCUUGAAGCGGAAAAAGAUUGAGGAAUCAAGUUCAGAUUUAGUCUCCUUGAAAUCCCUUAAACAUAUCUCUGAGUCACCAAAGGAAAGCAGAAAGUUGAAAGAAUCUCUGGGAGGAGUUACUGAAGGAGAGAUCAAGAAGCAUGAGAAUCAACGACCAAACGGGGCCAAGAAUGUUCUGCAUGGACAUACAAGCCCUAGACUUGAUGUUGUAAGGGAUGUCAGCUUGACUAAACUAGAAAUUCAACUGGUCAUGGAGAACGAUGGAAAUGUGGAAAAGGCAGAAGCUUACACAAAAGAGCUUGAGGAUAUUUGCAACAUGCUGAAGAAGAAACAUGAGGAAGCCAAAGAAAUAAUGGUGCGAGCUAUUGUGAACAACAAUAAUCUACUUAUGCUGAAUCAUCCAAUCUAUGAAGAGAAGAUUCGCAUGGUUCAGAAGUUUGCCACCGAAUUAAUGUGCAAGGAAAUCCCAACAUGAUGACUGGGGGCAACAGCAAUGAUUUCAGGGAUGGAAAAUAUGUUUGCUUUGCUGAUGCAAUUUCUAUCGAAGGAUUACAUCUUUCAGAGAUAAUGAGUUACUCCAAAAUGGUUAGAAAAUUGUUAUCUCAUAGGUUUUACUUCAACAUUUUCUGUUUCUGCUCUUGCAUAUUCUUCAAAUCAUGAUACGCUUGACAAACCCCGGUAAAGCUACUGCUUGAGCCAUGUUACCUGUGUAUAAUAUCUUCCAUGAUUAAAUAACCAAUAAAUGGACAAGUUGGAAAUUUACAGAUA